Molecule: messenger RNA, 456 nt
Organism: Microthlaspi erraticum
Lineage: Eukaryota; Viridiplantae; Streptophyta; Magnoliopsida; Brassicales; Brassicaceae
Source: the annotation of a GenBank genome assembly
AUGAAACAGUUUGUGGCAGAAGUUGUAACUAUGGGAAAUCUACAGCAUGGGAACUGGGUUCCACGUCUUGGAUAUUGCAGAAGGAAAGGUUUCAAGAGGCAGAUACACCAAGGAGCUAUCUUCAUCGGAAGCAUAAUCCCAAUCAAAAGAAAAAGUUUUGCAUCCUCAGCAACCUCGCUUCUCACGUCGGUGACUCCAUUCAAUAACUUGCCUCCACCAAAAUUUAUGCUUUGCAAUAACGUUUGUUCGGUAAUCAAAGAUGCUUUUUCUGUAUACAUCACCACGAAAUCAACAAUUGUGGAUAUUGUUUACUCUUUGGUUCACAUCGCUGACUUAAACGAUCAAGAGGAGAGAGAUAACUUGGCCGCGAGAGAGAUCGCGCUGGCCGAGCAACACGAAGAUCCCCGGAUCCGAAUGCCGCGCACGAUCGCGCCAAUGAUGAUAUGCGAGAGAUAG